Molecule: messenger RNA, 3285 nt
Organism: Papilio xuthus (Asian swallowtail)
Lineage: Eukaryota; Metazoa; Arthropoda; Insecta; Lepidoptera; Papilionidae
Gene: Acsl
Product: Acyl-CoA synthetase long-chain
Exons: 8
Coding region: 1-2127 (708 amino acids)
Biological process (GO): long-chain fatty-acyl-CoA metabolic process; long-chain fatty acid metabolic process; neuron differentiation
Cellular component (GO): plasma membrane; endoplasmic reticulum; lipid droplet
Molecular function (GO): palmitoyl-CoA ligase activity
Source: RefSeq, a predicted model, not a curated record
AUGUCUACACUCAUACAAACAGACCGUUAUUCUGCCUCCUAUAGACAUUACCAGAAUAACGAAAGAUCCAAUCCUUUGCAAUACACAAAUACACAGGAUGAAAUCAAACAGUCGGCGCGCGUGAUAGAGUCGACGCCGACGAGCGUGACGGUGCGCUCGGUGUCGGAGCCGAGCGAAAUACAUCUGCGGCUGGUGCGCGACGGCGUCACCACCAUGGAGGCCAUGCUGCGCGCCGCCGCACAGCGCUGGGCGCAGCGCCCCUGUCUCGGCACCCGCACCGUGCUCGGCGAGCGCGACGAGCUCCAGCCUAACGGACGAGUCUUCAAAAAGUUCAAGAUGGGCGAGUUCGUGUGGCGGUCGUUCAGUGCGGUGGAGGCGGAGGCGCGCCAGUUCGCACUGGGGCUGCGCGAGCUGGGCUGUGCGCCGCGCACCAACGUCGUCAUGUUCGCCGAGACCCGCGCCGAGUGGAUGAUCGCCGCGCACGGCUGCUUCAAGCAGAGCAUACCGGUGGUAACAAUCUAUGCGACCCUCGGCGACGAGGCGAUCGCGCACGGCAUCAACGAGACGGAAGUAUCCACGGUGAUCACGACGCACGACCUGCUGCCCAAGUUCAAGAAGAUCCUGGCCAAGACGCCCAAGGUGAACACCAUCAUCUUCAUGGAGGACCAGCUCAAGACCACCGACCGCGAGGGCUACAAGGAGGGCAUCAAGAUCUACGGGUACAAGGAGGUCGUCGCCAAGGGCGCGCAGUCCAAGAUCGAGUCAGUGCCGCCCUCCCCGGCAGACACCGCCAUCAUCAUGUACACGUCGGGCUCCACGGGCGUGCCCAAGGGCGUGGUGCUCUCCCACCGCAACAUGGUGGCCACGCUGAAGGCCUUCGCGGACGCCAUCCCCGUGGCCAAGGGAGACGUGCUCAUGGGCUUCCUGCCCCUCGCACACGUCUUUGAGCUGCUCGCCGAGAACGUCUGCAUACUCGCCGGCGUGCCGAUCGGGUACUCGACGCCGCUGACGAUGCUGGACACCUCCAGCAAGAUCAUGAAGGGCACCAUGGGCGACGCCACCAUUCUCAAGCCCACCUGCAUCACCUCCGUGCCGCUGAUAAUGGACCGCAUCAGCAAGGGCAUAACGGAGCGCGUGGCGAACAGCGGCGCGUUCGCGGCGGCGUUCUUCAAGUGGGCGUACAUGUACAAGCUGCGGUGGGGGCGGCGCGGGUACGGCACGCCGCUGCUGGACCGCGUCGUGUUCGCGCGCGUGCGCCGCCUGCUGGGCGGACGUCUGCGCCUCGCCAUCUCCGGCGGCGCCCCCCUCGCGCCCGACACGCACGCCCAGGUGCGUCUCUGUCUCUGCUGCGACGUCGUCGUCGGCUACGGCCUCACCGAGACCACCUCCUGCGCCACCGUCAUGUGCCCGCACGACACCUCCACCGGCCGCGUCGGCGCCCCCGCCACCGGCGUCGACCUGCGCCUCGUCGACUGGGAGGAGGGCCACUACCGCGUCGCCGACAAGCCCUACCCCCGGGGCGAGGUCGUCGUCGGCGGCGAGAGCGUCGCCGAGGGCUACUACCGCAACCCGGAGAAGACGCGCGACGAGUUCCUCGAGAUGGACGGCCGCCGCUGGUUCCGCUCCGGCGACAUCGCCGAGCUGCACCACGACGGCUGCAUCAGGAUCAUCGACCGCAAGAAGGACCUGGUGAAGCUGCAGGCGGGCGAGUACGUCUCGCUGGGCAAGGUGGAGGCGGAGCUGAAGACGUGCCCGCUGGUGGAGAACAUCUGCGUGUACGGCGACAGCAGCAAGACGUACACGGUGGCGCUGGUGGUGCCGCAGCCGCGCUUGCUGGCCGAGCUGGCGGCGCGCCUGGGCCGGCCCCUCGCGCCCGACACGCCCGACUCCCCCGCCGCGCUCGCGGACAUGUACGCCGACCCCGCGCUCGAGCAAGCCGUCGUGCGCGAGCUCGCGGACCACGCACGCAAAUGCGGACUGGAGAAGUUCGAGGUGCCGGCGGCGGUGAAGCUGUGCACGGAGGUGUGGUCCCCCGACAUGGGGCUCGUCACCGCCGCCUUCAAGAUCAAGCGGAAAGACAUCCAGGAGCGCUACAAGGACGACAUCAAGCGCAUGUACGCCUCCUGAGUGCACCUCAGCACCCACGCCCACACCCACACCCACACCUCACAUACAACAUCUUAACUCAAAUAUUAUAAAAUAUUUAAACAAAUCUUGUAGCGCAUGUGUAAAUUUGAACAAUCCUCAAAAUUCAAAAUGUGACAUAUUCUCUCGAAAUAUAUGUUGUAUGUGAAGGUGUAGAGAGCGGGGAGAUGGGAGACGGGAGACGGGAGACGAGGUCGCCGCUACUUAACAGUUCUCGUCGAUUGAUUGUAAAGCGGGUCAUGUUGUCGAUGUGUCGAUGUUUAUCUACAAAGUAAAUUUAAUCGAGUCGAUUUCUAUAAAUAUUAUCUCCAAAAGUGCCAGUUUUACUGUCAGCCCUGACGCCGGCACUGAUCUCCAUUCGAUAUCGACCUCUUUAGUGAAUAUUUCUAAAUAAAAUCGAUAUAUGUAGAAGAAGCCAACGUUGGCGCGUCGCACGUUUACGAUCGCUUUUGUGAAAUUAUUAAAAUGAUUAUUUUUAAUUAGUAUUUUGGCGUCGGUUCGUCUGUAGAAGAUGUAUUUUGUAUGUAAAUUAUGAAAGUCCAUCGGGACAAUGUUUAGUCGUGAUGUUUGCAGGAUGAUGUGUAUAUUGUGCAUUAAGCAUUCAAUAGCGAAUAUGUUAAAAUUGUGUAUCGUGAGGGAAUCAAACGUUCUUGUCAAAAUUGUUAUCAAUAAAGUUCGUCUGAGAUUCGAUCGGUUCUAAGUUUCUAUUUUAAAAAUGUAUAAGCUCCUGUACAUAAUUAUUUAUAUGUAAACAUUUAAAAUUGUAGUGUUUUGUGAUUGUGAGCGAGACGGAUGCUCGGGGACGAGUUGCGUGUCUUGUCACAAUUCAUUGAGAUUUACCUUUUAUUAUAAAUAAACGUUAAAGUAAUAGUAAUAAAGAUCUGAGUUCAUCUCGCGGCAACAACUUGAGCACGAUUCCUUACAAUAAGUUAUAUAAAUAUUUAGUGUAAUGAAGAUGUAACGGAGGUGACGAGUUGUAAUGUACUGAUGUACUGAUGUACCGAACAAGCUGUAAAUAUUGGCCUACUGUUUCAAAUGUCUAGUUUAAGGAAGCGGAGGCGACAUGUUUCAUUUUGUAUAAGAAAGCGAGUGCAGCGGCUCGGUCGCACCGUUACUAGUAAUCAACACUUUUAAAAAAAA